Molecule: messenger RNA, 2557 nt
Organism: Thermothielavioides terrestris NRRL 8126
Lineage: Eukaryota; Fungi; Ascomycota; Sordariomycetes; Sordariales; Chaetomiaceae
Exons: 1
Coding region: 159-2315 (718 amino acids)
Biological process (GO): mRNA splicing, via spliceosome
Cellular component (GO): catalytic step 2 spliceosome
Molecular function (GO): RNA helicase activity; ATP binding; RNA binding
Source: RefSeq, a predicted model, not a curated record
UACAUUCGAGCAGGUUCCCGAGAAAGUGUAACCGGACGCCAUUCCGUUGCAACAGCAACACCAGCGACAACAGCGACGGCUCCGCCAUCGGUUGCGCCUCUCCACAAACACGUUCGCCCUCCAUCUACGCACCCUCCACACCCGAAAGCGCCCGCGUCAUGGAGCAAAAUCACAGACAACGCGUUCUCCCGCCCGACCUGCCGGCCCUGCUGCGCCAGCGGGAGGCUGAGAAAGCCGCCGCAGCGAAACCCCGGUUCAUCCCAAAGAAGGAGCGCGAGCGGCUGGCAGCCGAGAAGGCGGCCAAGGAGGAGGAGGAACGCAGGGAACGCGAGCAAGCGCUAUCAAGGAAAUCCUCAAACGGCGUAAAUGGGCUAAAUGGAACCAACGGAACCAACGGUGUCAACGGUGUCAACGGGAUUCGCGGCGCAAGGCCUACGGCUGAAAUACCGACCGGCCCCAAGGCUAUGCGCCAGCCUGGCGAUGGCGGCGAGUAUCGUACAAGUGGAAAGCGUGGCCGGCCAAGCGACGACGACGAGAAGCGGGCAGAGAUGGAACGGAACGAUGCGGCGGCGCUGAAGGCGCGGUAUAUGGGCCCCGAAGUCAACCAGUCUACCUUCUCCGUCAAGAAGAAGAGGAGGCGAACGGCAGCGAACAAGUUCAACUUCGACUGGGACCCCGAUGAUGACACCAGCAGACCCUACGACCCCAUCUAUGCCGAACGCCCCGAUCCGCUGAUCAGGCUUGCGGGCUACGAAAACGACGAUGAGCUGGUGCGCCGCAAAGCGGAACUUAUCCGGCGCGGCGACCCAGAGACCGGAGAGCAGCGGGCGAGGCAACUUCUGGAACAGCAUGAGCGUGCCAAACAAGCGGCAGAGCGCAAAAAUCUAGGCAAGCACUGGUCCGAGAAGAAGCUAGAGGACAUGAAGGAGCGCGAUUGGCGCAUCUUCAAGGAGAACUUUGGCAUCGCCACCAAGGGCGGCGCCAUCCCGAAUCCGAUGCGGAGCUGGCAGGAGUCGAAUCUUCCACGCCGGCUGCUCGAAAUCGUCCACAGCGUCGGCUACGACGAGCCAACUCCGAUCCAGCGGGCUGCCAUACCGAUCGCUCUGCAGGCGCGCGACUUGAUUGGCGUGGCUGUGACCGGUUCCGGAAAGACGGCCGCCUUUCUAUUGCCGCUUCUCGUAUACAUCUCCGAGCUUCCCCCUCUUACAGAGGACAACAAGAACGACGGGCCAUAUGCCCUUAUCCUCGCGCCAACUCGAGAACUGGUGCAGCAGAUCGAAACAGAAGCUAGGAAAUUCGCCGACCCUCUGGGCUUCACCGUGGUCAGCAUUGUCGGCGGUCACUCGCUGGAGGAGCAAGCAUUUGCGCUCCGCAAUGGCGCCGAGAUCAUUGUGGCGACGCCGGGCCGUCUGGUCGACUGCCUCGAGAGGCGCCUGCUUGUCUUCUCACAGUGCUGCUACAUCAUCAUGGAUGAAGCAGACCGCAUGAUUGACCAGGGCUUCGAGGAGCCCCUAACCAAGAUUCUCGACGCGCUCCCGGUAACCAACGAGAAGCCGGACACGGAGGAUGCAGAGAACCCGCAGUUGAUGAGCCGCUAUCUAGGCGGGAAAGACCGGUACCGACAGACGAUGAUGUACACGGCGACCAUGCCGCCGCUAGUGGAGAAAAUCGCCAAGAAGUAUCUCCGGCGGCCGGCCAUCGUGACCAUCGGCAACGCCGGCGAGGCGGUCGACACGGUCGAGCAGCGCGUCGAGUUCAUUGCCGGCGAGGACAAGCGGAAGCGGCGGCUGCAGGAGAUCCUCAACUCCGGGCAGUUCAAGCCGCCCAUCAUCGUCUUUGUCAACAUCAAGCGCAACUGCGAAAUGGUGGCCAAGGACAUCAAAUCCUGGGGCUACUCUACGGUCACCCUGCACGGCAGCAAGACGCAAGAGCAGCGUGAAGCGUCGCUGGCGUCGCUGCGGAACGGCCAAUCGAGCAUCCUCGUCGCGACGGAUCUGGCCGGCCGUGGUAUCGACGUGCCGGAUGUGUCGCUGGUCGUCAACUUCAACAUGCCGUCGAGCAUCGAGGCGUACACCCACCGCAUCGGCCGUACCGGUCGCGCGGGCAAGAGCGGUGUGGCCAUCACGUUCCUCGGCAACGAGGACGCCGAUGUCAUGUACGACCUGCGGCAGAUCAUCUCCAAGUCGUCCAUCUCGAAGGUACCCGAGGAGCUGCGGCGGCACGAGGCCGCGCAGUCGAAGCCGAUGCGCGGCGGCGGCGGGAAGAAGCUGGAGGAAAGCGGCGGGUUCGCUGGGAAGGGAGGGUCGUGGCAGUGAAAGGAUGCCAGGGUGGCUGUCCACUGUACAUUUUGUACAAAGCAUUCUUCCAAGGCACUUGAAGACUAAGGUGUGUUAUUGAUGGCAACAGUGUGACCUUGCAGCUUGUCCGUCUCGUACUCCGUUCCAAGGACAGUAAGGAGUAAGUUGGAAAAAAAAAGAAAAAGAAAAAAAGAAAAGAAAAGAAAAGAAAAAAAAAGAAAAAAAAGAAAAAAAAAAAUAAAGAAAAAAGAAAAAAAUAA